UGUGGGGGGUGUGGCAGGAACGCUUGUGUGUUAUGGCGUUGCUUAAAAGGUUUGCAAAUAACUGGAGCAGAUUCUUCUGUCGUAGCUAUAUGAACAGCUCGGGUUGCACAAUCUACAGCCUAAGCUCGGGACAUAUAAAAUGCGGGGUCUCUGUAAUUCGUGUUUCUGGCCCACAGGCAAAACAUGCGCUGCGUGCACUAGUAAACAAUGAGGAAUAUGAGCCAAAACAGAGACUAGCUUAUCUAAAGUCGUUUUAUCAUCCCAGCACAAAGGAAAUGAUAGACAAAGGCCUGUUGCUAUGGUUCCCUGGACCAGCAUCUUUUACCGGUGAGGAUUCAUGUGAGUUCCAAGUGCAUGGCUCUCUUGCCGUCAUAGCAGCCAUGUUGGAUGCACUCGGUCAGCUUCCGGGCCUCAGACCAGCGCAUCCUGGCGAAUUUACAAAACGUGCCUUUUUUGGUGGUAAACUGGAUUUGACAGAAGUCGAGGGCUUAGCUGAUUUAAUACAUGCCGAGACCGAGGCACAACGAAAACAGGCUCUCCUACAAAGCACGGGCUCGCUCAAGCGCUUGUACGACAGCUGGCGAAUGCGCAUGAUACGCUGCGCUGCGCAUCUUGAAGCCUACAUCGACUUUGCUGAGGAGGAACAAAUCGAAGCAGGCGUAAUAGUCCAACUAACAAGAGAACUGAAGUCCGUAAAGCGUGAAAUACACGAGCAUCUGAAUGACCAACGGCAAGGCGAACUGCUGCGUGAUGGAGUACGCACUGUUAUUAUUGGAGCACCGAAUGUAGGCAAAAGUUCGUUGCUUAACUUGCUUUGCCAGCGGUCUGUGUCUAUUGUAACCGAACAGGCGGGCACAACACGUGACAUUAUUGAGGCAAUGCACAACUUUGGUGGCUACCCGGUUAUAUUUUCCGACACUGCUGGUCUACGCAAACACACAAAAGACACUAUCGAACUGGAGGGUAUGGCGCGCGCCAAGAAAUGCCUGGAACAAGCUGAUUUAAUAUUGCUGCUCACUGAUGCAAAAGCCCUUCAGCAGGUGCAAAACGAUGCGGAUGUGGACAGCUAUAUAAAAAGUUAUCUGGAGGAACUGGACCUUCCCGUCCAGAUGUGCAACGGCAAGCGCUUACACCUCAUAGCCAAUAAGUCGGACACAUUAUCUAGAGAGGAACUAGAACGUUUGAGUAAAAUUAAUGCCAUGCUCACCAUCUCCUGCCAGAAGCAAGAUAACAUACCUGCCUUUCUAAGUGCACUAGAGUCCAUUUUGCAGAAACUAUGCGGAACCCCGCGUGCCGAACAUCCACGUAUAACCCACAUGCGUUAUCGGCAGCAAUUGGUGCGUUGCAUUGAACACAUUGAGAUUUUUCUGCGUGAAUAUAGUCCAGAUGUUUACCCGGACAUGGCUAUUGCAGCCCAGAAAUUACGUCUCGCUGUUCGCUGCAUAGAACGAAUCACCGGACACGUGCACGUAGAAGACAUUCUAGAUGUUGUAUUUAAAGACUUCUGCAUUGGAAAAUAAUUGAGAAUUACAGUUUAGAUUACUCUUAUUUUUACUGACAAUUAUUCGCGAGCCAAAUA
Molecule: messenger RNA, 1579 nt
Organism: Scaptodrosophila lebanonensis
Lineage: Eukaryota; Metazoa; Arthropoda; Insecta; Diptera; Drosophilidae
Product: tRNA modification GTPase GTPBP3, mitochondrial
Exons: 3
Coding region: 33-1520 (495 amino acids)
Biological process (GO): tRNA wobble uridine modification; tRNA methylation
Cellular component (GO): cytoplasm; mitochondrion
Molecular function (GO): GTPase activity; GTP binding; protein binding
Source: RefSeq, a predicted model, not a curated record